AUGGAUGCAAAAUGGAUUCCAUAUCGGAUCUCGUGGCAUUUUGCCCUGAUCCUCGAAUUGACGUGCAUUGAUUCCCUUCGCGACUCAGACCUCGACUUCCGCACGCUCACGACCUCCCAAGAGGAGUGCCCAGAGAUCUGCACAUCGCCUUCGGGCCGCAGUGGUUCCUACGAGCUGCACGGAGAAGCCGCCAGAAGCCUUGGAAAGGCCAAGUACUUCGUGAGCGCCAACUGUGCAGAUGCCUCGGCCGAUUCUAGCCCAAAGGCCAACGUGGUGCCCUGGAUCGAUGCCGAGGACCCGGUGAAUGGCUCGUUCGUGGCAGUCUUCGUAGACCCCGUCCUUAUUAACAAGAUGCGUGCUGGGACGUCGGACAAAGCCAAGCUCUGUGCAGCUCAGAGCGACGAUACCCAUUGCGUUUGCAAGCUGAGUGGUGAACGGCCGCUGGGCGUGCUGGGACGCAUGUUGGCGGCACUCCCCCACUCCAAGAAAGCGCAGGCGCUGCAGAUUUCCAUGGAGAACUGCCCGGAGGGGGUGCCGGACCUCCUGGCUGGCACGGUGCUGGCAAGCCUCGUGCUGAUUCUUGGGGUGUCCGUCCGGAUGGUGUGCAUGUCUGCGGCAAGCGAGAAGCUGGAGGAACCCAAGCCGGCGACGCUAAAUCAGAGUUUUGUCAGGGUGAAGAGCCCGAUGCAGAACUUCCUCAGCAGCUACUCCUGGGCAGCCGGCUUUCUCCUCUCCUUGAUGGCCUUGCAGACGGGAGCCUUGGCAGUGGUCCGGAAGUCCUCCGAAGAGGAGGCCCCCGUGUGGAUCGUCGCAGCCUGCCCUGCCGCCCUGGCGCUUGCGGCUGCCCUGCGCCUGUCGCAGCUUCUCGUGAAGAAGCAGUUGGUGCACGCGUUCCUGAAGUGGGACGUGAUCAUCACCGAUUUGCCGGAUGACGUUAUCCUCGACGCCGUGCUCGUGGUCGCAAUCCUGGCGUACUUCCUCUUCAUCCUCUACCUCGUAAGCAUCGACCUGCAGACACUGGUGGUCGCCUUGACAGCUCUGGGCAGCGCAUUGUGGACCGUCCUCAAGGCCGUGAGCACUGCGCGGGACCUGGACAAUAGUCUCGAGACCGUGGAGAUGGGCUCUUCGUGCCUGGUAGCCGGCACGGUAAGGCUCGAAAUGAAGCCACUGCCCUGGGCCACGCUGCUGGCUCUCAAGGAACCGCAGGAGCUUCGCAAGCUCUUGGAGUCGGACUCCCCCAGCACCGGAUCCACGUUGCCUUCCUCGACUGCAUCGUCCCGCAGAUGGAGCUUGACAUCCGUGGCUCGGCAGGGGCCCCUGCUCCGUUUCUUGAGCCGCUCCCGAGCCGGCUUCCUCGUGUUGCCAGCCUUCCUGGCCCUGGUGGCAUUCUCGUGCUGCAUCUCCGCCGGGCACAUGACGGCCUACGCGUGUUCGGUCGGGGAGCUCGCGGACCUGAAGCUGGCCAGCUCCUUGCACUCCCUGGAGUUCCUCCCCUGGCAGACCCGGUACGAAGUCACAAGCGACGUGUCCUUCACGAAAUUGGCCCUGGUUGCCAGUGUCCGCCCCUCUGCCACCCGCCUUAUGUCCAUCGCCCAGCCGCAAGCUACGAGCAUGCCGCCUUCCAGCCCCCGAGUCAUUGCGGUUGAGGAGAAGCAGAGCGUGGCGGUCGAAGAGAUCCAGCUGUCGCACCGGCAAGUUCCGCGCGUGGCCACCAUCCGCGUCCAGGGCCUCCGUCCUUCUCGGCCCGAAACCACUUACGAAGUGCGCUUCUCGCCGUCAGCCACGAUGCCGGCAGCCCUCCGGAUCACCGCCCAGGAGUUCCAGAGAACCAUCGCCUGGUCUUCCUUGCCCGGAUCGGUCUUCAGCAUCCCAGAAGGUCUCCAAGACUUUCGCGUCGAAGUGCAGCUCGCCGACUUCCUCCUGGGCUUCCCGAGGCCCCGCAGCCACGGACCCGCUGCUGUGGGGCAGCUUUGGACGACUUACUGGGACCGCCCGAAUGCGACGGAGGAGAGCUGCUCAGCGGAUUGCGCCCAUGACCUGGCAUGCCUGGAGUCCUACGUCGGACCAGGUGGCUGCUACGCGGUGCUUGCCGACAGGAAGGGGUUGGAGUCGGGCGACCUCUCCGAGAAUCUUCCAAGCUCAGUCAAGGCUGCAGAGCAGAAUCUCACGGGCCGCUUGAGCGGGUGUCGGCUGGAGGAGGUGCGAGCCGCUGGAGAGGCAGAGGAGGCCAAGCGAGGCAAGACGACUCAGUGCAGGGACGACGUGGAGAUGAAGCCAGGCCAACUCCAGCUCCCCUUCGGCAGAGUGCAGCCAGACUGGGCCUUCCACCUCGCUACCCUCAGCUUUGCUUUGAAGCUGGAGACGGGAGGCCAAAAGUUCGAGGCCGAGGCCACGCCCAUCUUUUUCAGGCAAGGGACGCCACCUCCAAGCGACGCGAUGGCCAUGCUCGUAGGACACAACGCCAGCGGCAGCUUCGUGCUGAAGACCGAGAGCUCCCUGGACGUGCAGGGAAACGUGGUCAUCUCCGUCUCGAAGUACGACCCGCUUGCCUUUGACACUCUUCGCUUGCUCGUGAUGCCGAUGCUGCCGGACCCGGCCUUCCGCGCCAACUGGUCCGAGUGGUCUCCAGCCACUAAGGCAGACCUGCAGCUCCUGCAAAGGCACGGGCGCUGCUUGGAGAGCGGGUUGAUCAGGUGGCGCUACAGCAUCUGCGGUGCCUACCACGGCUCGAACGACAGCUCAGGCCUCGGAGAUGAGCCACUUGCCGUGCAGAUUAACCCAAUCCAGGGCCAGAUGGAGGCCGCUCCUCAGUUCACAGUGGUGGUCCGCCAGAAGGCGCGGGAGUGGGGGUUUUCGUCCUCACAAUGGCACACCGUGGUCAUGCAGUACGAGGCGGUGGACAGCCCCGCUGCCUGGGCAGCUCAGCUGCACGGAUGUUCGCUCCUGAAUGUGAGCACCAUAGCCGAAGGCGCCGUCCUUGCGUCCGCGGACGCUUUGUGUGAGCUGCUCCCAACUUGCCAUGGGCAGCUGUGCAAGCAAGUGCGUGAGCAAAGCCUCGGUGGAACGAAAACCUAUGAUUUCGGAAGAGGACAAGACGUCCACCCACCGGCGCUUCUGUCGCCGGCUGGCACCGUGAAGCUGCUAGCCUGCAUGGAAGAAGCCGCUCCAAGCUGCAGCGAGAGCCUUCGAACACAAUGGCACUACAAGCAGAGCCACGUAGGCAUGGACGGCUACAGUCUUGCGUUCUCCAUACAGACCUUGCUGGAGCAAGCGAGCAGUAGCACCGCGCUGAGCUUGUUGAAGGAGAUCCGAAGGAACCUGCGCCAAGAGGAAGCCGAGCGAUUCGACGUGGACGCUGUGCGGGAGGUCUGGCGACUGCCGGAGCCGUCAGGUGACCUUCUCUCCACACUGGCAGUCCUGGACGAGAAAAUGCCCCAGCGCCUGGCAGAAGCUCUGGUGAAGAGCCCCUUAGGCACGAUGCCACCCGUGACGCCGCAGGUGCAGGCGGCCUUCGGUAACCUGACGCAGCUGUCGGUGUCCCUGGAGGACGCGGCCCAGCUCGGGCAGCUGGGCGCGCUGGCGCAGCUCGCGCCGAAGCUGCGAGUGCUCACGAUCUCCUGCGCUCUGUGCCCGGCGGACCACAAAAUCCCGGAGCCCGAGGCUCUGCGGUCCUUCGAGCGCCUCAGCGCUCUCGCCGGGUUGCGGCUCAACAACUUCCGGCUCUUGACUCUUCGAGCGAAGGCCUUCGGAAGCCUCGGAGAGCUGAAGGAGUUGUAUCUGCACAGGAGCCAACUCCAAAGCCUAGAGCCCGGCGCUUUCCAGGGGCUCAAAGAGCUGAAGGAGUUGGCUCUGUCCUACAACCGACUCCAGAGCCUGGAGUCGGGCGCGUUCCAGGGGCUGGGAGGGCUGAAGAAGUUGGAUCUGGGCUUCAACCACCUCCAGAGCCUGGAGCCCGGCGCUUUCCAGGGGCUCAAAGAGCUGAAGGUGUUGGUUCUGCAGGGCAACCCGCUGCAAACCCCCCCAGCGAUCUGCAAGGAAGAGGGGGUGGAAUGCUACGAUUGA
This is a messenger RNA of Symbiodinium sp. CCMP2592, 4062 nucleotides long. NCBI's taxonomy places the organism in Eukaryota, Dinophyceae, Suessiales, Symbiodiniaceae. The record is from the annotation of a GenBank genome assembly.